Molecule: messenger RNA, 441 nt
Organism: Colletotrichum paranaense
Lineage: Eukaryota; Fungi; Ascomycota; Sordariomycetes; Glomerellales; Glomerellaceae
Exons: 1
Coding region: 1-441 (146 amino acids)
Source: RefSeq, a predicted model, not a curated record
AUGGAUAUAACUACUAUCGGAGCGCUUGUGGCUGAGCGUCAGGCCAACGACUUCAUGGCUUUCCAUGAUGACAUAACUGCCUGGCAGAACACGAGAAACCAGUACAGAAUCUCCGGAAAAGAGGUUCCUCCGGCAAUCGCAGCCGUCACAAGCUGGAUCGAAGCCCAACUUGAGAAAGCAGUCGGGGCCAUAUACGACGGCGUAUUGGAAACAGCGCACGUCUAUUGUAACCGGAUACGGUACGGAAUGAGGGCCUUCGAACAGUUCACGCGCGAGGAGGCACUGUAUGGCGGCCUCAUCAUGGAGCUCAGGCAGAUCUUGAGAGACCAUGACCUGAUGAAGGACCUCCACUGUAGCGCCAAACGCCUGCCAGAACUAUGCGUCAAAUACGACAUGAAGGUAAUUACGCCACGGGAGAUUGAGGACGCACAAGAUCAAUAG